Messenger RNA from Telopea speciosissima, 2799 nucleotides. RefSeq names its product TBC1 domain family member 9-like. The record is from RefSeq and is a predicted model, not a curated record. Bases 96 to 2546 code for a protein of 816 amino acids. NCBI's taxonomy places the organism in Eukaryota, Viridiplantae, Streptophyta, Magnoliopsida, Proteales, Proteaceae. The transcript is spliced from 19 exons.
GCCGCUGAGGAGCGCAAGAUCUUGCAUUCUUCCUUAUCUACCGACGAACUGAAAAUUCGCACUGCCGAUCAAAUCAAUCGUUACAUCCAGGGAAGAUGAAGGAGACGAAGACCUUAAUUCCUCUAAUCACUUUCGAGCACAAGAGGGACGCCUAUGGAUUUGCUGUCAGACCUCAGCACUUGCAGAGAUAUCGAGAGUAUGCUAAUAUCUACAAGGUAGAGGAAGAGGAGAGAUCAGAACGAUGGAAACAGUUCCUAGAGAGGCAAGCAGAGUCUUCUGAACCGCCUGCAAAUGGCAUAUCUGAGGAGGGAGGGGAUGCGGCUUCACAUACUGAAGGAACUUUGGAGGAAGCAGAUACAGCUGUGGACAAUGUGGAAGAAGCUGAUUCAAUUUGCAGAAAAUCUGCUGCUGAGGAUUCCGUCGAACAUGUCCCAGAAAAGGAGGAAGCUCCUGCAGAAAUUCAGACAAAAACCCACAAGGUUCAAAUUUGGGCGCAGAUUAGACCAUCCCUUAGUGCCAUUGAAGAUAUGAUGAGUUUUCAUGUUAAGAAGAGGAAAAAUGUACAAAAGGAUGAGCAAGGGGUGGGAAGAAAAAACCAGCUUUCACCGAUUGAAGAGGCAAGACCCGCAAAAGGGUCAUCGGAAGAGGACUCUGAGGACGAGUUCUAUGAUGUGGAAAGAUCAGAUCCAGCUCAAGAUGCCUCCCCAGUUGACAAUGUCAACUCAAAUAGUGGUGGUGAUGCAGUGUCUCUGGAACCUUUCUUUCCUUGGAAAGAAGAGCUGGAAUGUCUAGUCCUUGGUGGAGUGCCAAUGGCUCUAAGGGGAGAGCUGUGGCAAGCCUUUGUGAGUGCGAAGGCACGGCGGAUGGAUGGAUAUUACCAAGAUCUGCUUGCUAUUGAAAGCAAUGCUCAAUCUGAGAAGGAUAAUCUAAGUGCUUCCAAUGACACUAGCAAGGGAUCAAAUUUAGGCCAUCGUUGUGCUAACGAAAAAUGGAAAGGGCAAAUUGAGAAGGAUUUGCCUCGGACUUUCCCUGGUCAUCCUGCUCUGGACGAGGAUGGCAGAAAUGCUUUGAGGCGUCUACUUACAGCAUAUGCUCGACAUAACCCCUCUGUGGGCUACUGUCAGGCCAUGAAUUUCUUUGCUGGCUUGUUGCUACUUCUUAUGCCUGAGGAAAAUGCUUUUUGGACUCUGGUGGGUAUAAUCGAUGAUUAUUUUGAUGGGUAUUACUCUGAGGAAAUGAUAGAAUCUCAGGUGGACCAACUUGUUUUUGAGGACCUAGUGCGCGAGAAGUUUCCCAAACUGGUUAAUCAUCUUGAUUACCUGGGAGUGCAGGUGGCAUGGGUUAGUGGACCCUGGUUCCUUUCCAUUUUUGUGAACAUGCUACCUUGGGAAAGUGUUCUUCGGGUCUGGGAUGUGCUUUUGUUUGAAGGAAAUCGUGUUAUGCUCUUUCGUACAGCUCUCGCAGUGAUGGAUUUAUAUGGUCCUGCGUUGGUUACAACUAAGGAUGCUGGUGAUGCUGUUACUUUGUUGCAGUCCCUUGCUGGCUCAACGUUUGAUAGUAGCCAACUUGUCUUAACUGCUAGCAUGGGUUACCAAACUGUAAAUGAAGCUCGAUUGCAAGAGUUGAGGGAAAAACAUCGACCUUCAAUAAUAGCUGCUAUGGAGGAACGAUCCAAAGGGCUUCGUGUGUGGAAAGAUUCCAAGGGUCUUGCAUCCAAACUAUACAGCUUCAAGCAUGAUCCUGGAUCAUUGAUAAAAGAAACAAAUGCAGCGGAAGGAUUAGGUGAUCUAGAGACAAAUGGCGAUCUAUAUCCUAUUCAAUUGGGAUCUGCUAAUUUGGAUGAAAAGUUUGGCGGUUUAAGAGGGGAUGUGGAAGCAGAUUCUCUUCCUGAUCUUCAAGAACAGGUGGUAUGGUUAAAGGUUGAAUUGUGCAAAUUGCUUGAGGAGAAGAGAUCCGCUAUCCUUAGAGCUGAAGAGCUGGAGACAGCACUCAUGGAGAUGGUUAAGCAGGAUAACCGCCGGCAAUUAAGUGCAAGGGUUGAGCAGUUGGAGCAAGAGGUAGCUGAACUGCAGCAGGCUAUUGCAGAUAAGCAGGAACAAGAACGUGCAAUGCUUCAGGUUCUAAUGCGGAUGGAACAAGAACAAAAGGUGACCGAAGAUGCUCGUAGAUUUGCUGAGCAAGAUGCGGCUGCUCAAAGAUAUGCUGCCAACAUCCUUCAGGAAAAAUAUGAGGAGGCCAUGGCAUCACUUGCACAAAUGGAAAAGCGGGCAGUCAUGGCAGAAACAAUGCUGGAAGCUACGUUGCAAUACCAAUCUGGCCAAGUUAAAGCACUACAAUCUCCCAGAUCGGUGCAUCAGGAACCUGUACAGGACAUACCCACAAGAAAAGUCGGUUUGCUUUCUAGACCAUUUGGACUUGCCUGGCGUGACAGGAACAAGGGGAAAUUGAGAAAUGGUGAGGAUCCAAGUGAGGGCAACUCCAAUGAGUCAAUUCAGAGCACAGUUAUGCCACAGGACAUGAAUGGCCAGCAAGAGCAAGAUAAAUAGAAAACAAUUGAGGAUCAAUUUGAGACUUGAUUCGAGAGCUUCCCAAGUUGAUGCAUGAGCUUGUAUUUGUAUAAAUACACAUCCUCCAGUUUGGGUAUGAAAUCUGUAUCAAUGUUAAUCCAUAGAGCUAAAAAUAUCGAGUCUUCCUGUUUGUAAUUUGUUAGACAGAAUCAAUAUAGUGCCAGGGCCAUCAUUAUUUGCUGUUCAUUUAUUAAUAAUAGAAGAGAAAAAUUAAGUUUUAAGUUUUUUCUCU